This is a messenger RNA of Erigeron canadensis, 2384 nucleotides long. RefSeq names its product ent-copalyl diphosphate synthase 1-like. Lineage: Eukaryota; Viridiplantae; Streptophyta; Magnoliopsida; Asterales; Asteraceae. The record is from RefSeq and is a predicted model, not a curated record. Bases 1 to 2238 code for a protein of 745 amino acids. Gene Ontology annotation, molecular function: magnesium ion binding; terpene synthase activity. Gene Ontology annotation, cellular component: chloroplast. The transcript has 12 exons. Gene Ontology annotation, biological process: gibberellin biosynthetic process.
AUGGAGGCAUUUGUAGAUGGAUUUAUAAAUGGUCAACAUCAUCAUAGGCCAAGGCAAAGUGAGUUGCCAAUUAUUAUGAUCCACCCAUAUGACAUUGUGGAGGAUUACUCGAAGACAAGUCAUGUUGCUUCCAUUAACGUACUUAAUGAAGACAUCAAGCAGUAUGUUGAAGCCAUUAAGUCAAUUUUCAGCUCGAUGGAAGAUGGAGUGAUAACUCCAUCGGCUUAUGAUGCAGCUUGGAUCGCACGUAUUGAAAGUGUCGAUGGUGGUCCUCAGUUCCCAUCAUGUCUAGAAUGGGUCGUAAACCAUCAACUUUCGGAUGGCUCGUGGGGUGACCCUUUGAUGUUUUCGGCUUAUGACAGACUCAUCAAUACAUUGGCAUGCGUGGUCGCACUAACUACUUGGAAGAUUCACCCGGAUAAAUGCCAAAAAGGGAUUAAAUUUGUUAACGAGAACAUGAACAAGCUUGAAGAUGAGAAGGAUGAACACAUGAUGAUUGGUUUUGAAAUAGUCUUCCCUCUGCUUAUUGAACUUGCAAGAAAACUAGAGAUUGAAAUACCGGAUUCCCCCAUCCUGAAAAAAUUCUACGCUAUACGUGACCUAAAGCUUGCAAAGAUACCAAAGGACAAAUUACACAACACUCCAACAAGCUUGCUUUAUAGCUUGGAAGGGAUGAAAGAUUUGGAAUGGGAAAAGCUUCUAAAACUUAGAUGUGAAAACGGAUCGUUCUUCUUCUCUCCAGCAGCAACUGCUUAUGCAUUCAUGCAGACUAAAGAUCAGAAAUGUCUCGCAUAUUUGACCAAUCUUGUUACUAAAUUCAAUGGAGAAGUCCCACAUACGUACCCUGUCGACAUGUUUGAACAUAUCUGGAUCAUUGAUCGUCUGCAACGCCUAGGAAUUUCUCGUUAUUUUGGUUCUGAGAUCAAGGCCUGUGCUGACUACAUAUACAGAUACUGGGAUGAGCAAGGUAUUGGGUUUGGAAGAAACACGAAUGUACCAGACAUCGACGACACUGCUAUGGGUUUUCGAGUUUUAAGAGCUAACGGUUAUCAAAUUUCUCCAGAUGUGUUUCUUCCCUUUGAGAAAGACGGGCAUUUUUUGUGUUUUCCCGAGCAAGUUACACAAGCUGUGACAGGGAUGUUCAAUCUUUAUAGAGCUUCGCAGAUGAGUUUUCCCGGUGAGAAAAUCCUCGUUGAUGCCCGCAAAUUCUCUCAUAAAUUCUUGACUGCAAAACAAUCAACCAAUGAACUUUUUGACAAAUGGAUCAUCACCAAGGACUUGCCUGGCGAGAUUGGAUACGCGCUUGAUGUGCCCUGGUAUGCAAGUUUACCUCGACUAGAGGCAAGAUAUUACUUGGAGCAAUAUGGGGGUGAUGAUGACGUUUGGAUAGGAAAAACCCUUUAUAGGAUGGGAAAUGUGAGCAACCAUCAAUAUCUUGAGAUGGCCAAAUUGGACUACAAUCACUGCCAAAUGAUUCAUCACACAGAAUGGAGCUAUAUCCAAAAAUGGUACGCACAGCUAAGCAUCGAAGAGAACCUAAAUGCAAGUCCUCUAUGGUCAUACUAUGCGGCAGCUGCAAGCAUAUUCGAGCCAGAAAGAUGCAAUGAGCGACUCGCAUGGACCAAAACCAGUAUUCUACUCAACAUCGUCACCUCUUACUUUAUUAGUUCCAAAUUCACGGAAGAGGACAUGGAAGCGUUUGUAGAUGGAUUCAUAAAUGUUCAACAUCAUCAUAGAGAUGGAAAUCGAUGGCAUAUGGUGUUGAAAGUGCUCAAUGAAACCCUCAACGAGAUCUCCUCCGAAGCAUGGAUCACUCAUGGUGUAGACAUCCGCCCAAACCUCCAUCAUGCCUGGACGGUGUGGUUGUUGGAAUGGCAAAAAGGAAUGGAUGCAGUCAAAGGAGAAGCGGAACUCAUAGUUAGAACGAUAUGUAUGAGCAACAGCCGAUGGGUAUCAGAGGAGACAUUAUCCGAUCCUCAAUACCUGCAUAUAUCUUCUGUCACAAAUGACCUUUGUCAUCAAAUAUCUCAUAAGGAGAGCUGCACCACAGGCUUUGAGAUCGACGCCAAAAUGCAACAACUUGUGCAGCUUGUGUUUAAUCACUCAUCUGGCGAUCUUCACCCUGAUUUGAAGCAGGUGUUUCUGAUGGUAGCCAAAGCAUACUAUUACAAGACCUACUUUGAUCCUGAAACCAUAAACCACCACAUCAACAAAGUACUAUUUGAAACUGUAAUUUAAUAAUCAUGAUCUCAAUGAACUUAAAUAUACUUGUUAUUUGAGGAAUGAUAAAUCUACAACAUUAUUUAGACAUCUACAACAAUACAUGUUUCAUAUAGUUGUACACUGUGCAGCAUAAUAUGUACGGUUGUUGUAGAUGGCUCCAA